Dictyostelium discoideum AX4 is the source of this 315-nucleotide messenger RNA. RefSeq lists its product as hypothetical. NCBI's taxonomy places the organism in Eukaryota, Evosea, Eumycetozoa, Dictyosteliales, Dictyosteliaceae. The transcript has 5 exons. Gene Ontology annotation, molecular function: protein-disulfide reductase activity. The record is from RefSeq and is a predicted model, not a curated record. The coding region runs from base 1 to 315 and encodes 104 amino acids.
AUGAGUAAGGUUACUAAUGUUUCUAUAAAUACAAAAUUAGAUGAAUUAUUAAAAGGUGACCAAGUAAUUAUAAAUUUUGGAGCUGAAUGGUGUGGUGCUUGCAAAGUUUUAGAGCCAAUUUUUAACAAAUUAAGCACUCAAUACCCUUUGGUAACAUUUUUAAAAGUUGAAAUUGAUAAAAUAAAUGUACAUGAAUCAACAAAAUCAAUAACAAGUAUUCCAACAAUUAUGUUAUACCAAAAGGGAAAAAAAACAAAAGAAAUUGUUUCACCAAACGAAACUCAACUUAGAAAAAUUCUUGAUUCAAUGAAAUAA